GUGGCUCAGCACCUGGCUUCAACCUACGGGGACAAGGCUUUUGAGGUGGCCAAAAUAGCCCAGGUGACAGGGAAGAGGUGGCCCAUUGUUGGGAAACGCCUGGUGUCAGAAUUUCCCUACAUUGAAGCUGAGGAAGAGCUUGAAACAGCAAAAACAUUUCUGUAUUACGAAAUGGGCUACAAAGUGAAAACAGAUCAAUURACAGACAGCUCUGAGAUCAGCCUGGUGCCUUCAGACAUCGAGAGGUACAAGAAACGGUUCCACAUGUUCGACAAGGACAAGAAAGGCUUCAUCACCAUCCUGGAUGUGCAGCGAGUGCUGCAGAGCAUCAGCGUGCAGAUCGCCGAGAACACCCUGCACGAGAUCCUCAACGAGGUGGAUCUCAACAAAAACGGGCAGGUGGAGCUCAACGAGUUCCUGCAGGUACGGUGUGCUCUGGCUGCAGGAGGGGCUGAUUCCUCAGAGAGCAAAAACACGGGCAGGGAAAUCCUGCUGCAUCCUUGGAGAGCAAAAACACACGGGCAGGGAAUUGCUGCUGCUUCCACAGAGAGCAAAGACACAG
This is a messenger RNA of Malurus melanocephalus (red-backed fairy wren), 562 nucleotides long. RefSeq names its product glycerol-3-phosphate dehydrogenase, mitochondrial-like. The transcript is spliced from 4 exons. The annotation marks the transcript as partial. Gene Ontology annotation, molecular function: calcium ion binding. NCBI's taxonomy places the organism in Eukaryota, Metazoa, Chordata, Aves, Passeriformes, Maluridae. The record is from RefSeq and is a predicted model, not a curated record.